CUCACCUGAUUACCUCGAACUCACAUCGUGAUUUCCAACUCAAGGAUAUGUUGUGACCCCCUGCCAUUGAGAGCUCCAAGCUCCCAGAUUCAUCCAACAAUUCGCUUGUAAAUCCAUUUCUUGGAGUCUUAGUACUUCAAUUUGAUCCACGCACGAAGUGGUCCAUCCAACUCUCCGACCAACCCGAUCACACCAUGUCUGCCAUCAACCUCAUCAAGCUGGGCCGCGUCGCCGGUCGUGCACUUCCGCGCCGCAAUGGAACUGGUAUACGUCUGACCCGAAGUAUCAGCUUUGCGCGAUCUCUUCCUAUUGCCAGCAUCACUACUAGAGCUGUGCAGCCAUUCUCGACCACGUCCCGAGCCGCGAAGCCAUUGACUACCGAAAUCCUUCAGAACGCCAAGGAAGCACCCCUCACCGACAACCAGUACCACGAGCUGGCGGAUGAUUACCUCGAUACUGUUCUUGAGAAGGCCGAGGCCAGAGCAGAGGCGGUGAUCGGAUUGGAUGUUGAAUACAGCGCCGGCGUGAUGACCAUCGAGGUGCCCAACGUGGGUAAGUGGGUCAUCAACAAGCAGCCGCCCAACAAGCAGAUCUGGCUGUCAUCCCCACGUUCCGGCCCGAAGCGCUUCAACUGGGUGGUCAUUAGCGAAGACCAGUCAUCGAAGCAAGACACGGCCACGGGCGGGUGGAUAUACCUCAAGGAUGGGGCCUACCUUAACGAGAUCUUGGACGCUGAACUUGGCCUCGACAUGGAAGGCGUUUCUGACUGAAGAGGUCCGAAACGACGAGUGCAUCGACGCAGUCAUGUCCCCCUCGACUGCACCCUCCACUUUGACGGAACAAACGAGAGUCGGGAUAUCGAUAAGUGAAAUGGAUGUACUUGAGCACCGUUUGAAGAAACUGGUUACUGGUAAACUUGCAGGAGUUUAGGGAGUACAAGGUCGGCAAUGAUGGCUUGCUAUAAGCAGUUCGAGACGCUUGAGCUUAUGGAUAGGGAUUACAAUCUCGAACUAGUGUACUGUACUUUCAUAUCUUAUCGACGCGAUAGUUCACCUUCAUCUACUCCCAACUGGAUUUUGGUGUCUCACAAA
This is a messenger RNA of Pseudomassariella vexata, 1091 nucleotides long. Its product is annotated as frataxin. Gene Ontology annotation, cellular component: mitochondrion. The record is from RefSeq and is a predicted model, not a curated record. NCBI's taxonomy places the organism in Eukaryota, Fungi, Ascomycota, Sordariomycetes, Amphisphaeriales, Pseudomassariaceae. The transcript has 2 exons. The coding region runs from base 195 to 770 and encodes 191 amino acids. Gene Ontology annotation, molecular function: ferrous iron binding; 2 iron, 2 sulfur cluster binding; iron chaperone activity. Gene Ontology annotation, biological process: iron incorporation into metallo-sulfur cluster; intracellular iron ion homeostasis.